AUGUCAAUUUAACGAAUUAUGACUAAAUCUCCAUUGCGAACUCAAUCUCACUCCACUGCAACCUUCACUCGAGAUGAUCACAGACUAACAUUCAUUCAACACUGUAGCCUCAAAUCUAUAACUAACAUGAGGACUUCAGAAUAUUCAAAUGCAAAUGUUAAGAAUAAUGACAAGAUUAUUGAAAGUCAACAUUCAUAAAUCAAUGAAAUGAAGCAAUUCAUUUCAGAUUGUCAAAUCAGUUUGAUUCAUUUUAAAUAAUAAUUGGAAGAUUAAUUGUCUAUCAAACAAAACUAUGACUAAGAACUCAGACAACUCAAUUAAUUGGUUGCUUCCUUAAAAUCAGAGAACCAACAAUUAGUAUUGUUGUACAAUGAAAAGAAAAACGAAGUGGAAGAACUUACUUCCAAUAAUCUAAUUAUCAUUAAUGACUUUAACAAGCAAUUUGAGACUACUCUCAAGGCUCGCAUUGAAAAAGAUAUCAAAGAGAUCCACAACAAAUACCUAAGGGAAAUCCAACUGCUUAAGACAAAACUAUUCGAAUAAGAAAAACUUGUUCAUAAUCAAGAAGUCAUUCGAUUAUUGCAGAAGAAAUGCGAGGACUUAUUACAAAGCAUCGACUAAAAAAACUAUUAUAUUGAUGAUCUACUCAUCAAAUACGGAGAAUUAGAUGAAAAAUACGAGAAUCUCAAAAAACAAAUGUCCUAAAAGCUCUAUGAAGAAGAAAUCUUAGAUGACUUAUCUAUAUUUAAAUUAAACAAAAGUUGA
This is a messenger RNA of Paramecium tetraurelia, 765 nucleotides long. RefSeq lists its product as uncharacterized. The transcript is spliced from 4 exons. The record is from RefSeq and is a predicted model, not a curated record. Lineage: Eukaryota; Ciliophora; Oligohymenophorea; Peniculida; Parameciidae.